UAAGUUGGACUAUCAUCGCGGUACAUGAACAAUGCCUAAUCGGAGUAGUUGGACAGCAGAUUUAUAUGUACUUCCUAGUUGGCAAUUGAUCUAAUAAUAAUUGCUUAGCGAUUUAUAAAAGUAAUACCUGAUAGGGCUUGUAAAUUAUGCAAAUUGAUUUAAUUUAAUUUCAUUAUUCAUUUAGAAAAACUAUGCACUUUGUCUAGUUUAAGCGGUAAAGUUCCACUCUUUAGUACGGUUAGGUUGUCUCCCUAUAUAUAUAUAGUAUACAUAUAUAUACUAUAUAUAUAAACAGCAAUUUAGCUACUGGUUAGCUGCACCAGGCCACCAUCAGCGCUUUCAUAUAGAAUAUUUAUAUUUGUUUUUUUUAAAAUCAAUGUUGGUGUUUUUUGAGAUUAAAAGAUGGCUUUAAGUGAUUAUGAAGAUGCCUUAAAAUCUUAUAUUCUCGACGAUGACAAACUGGUAACUUAUAAAUGGCUAAGUAAGGAAUUCGAAGUACACGUUAACAUUGCUAAAGAUUUAUUAAAACAAUAUUGGGAAAAGAAUAAGGAUGAAGAGGAUAUUACUGCUACAUUCCUUUUGGUUGGUCAAUUAAAGGAUGGUUCAAUUCGCAUAGAAGUAGUAAAAGAAGAAAAUUUGUCUGCAGUAAGAGAAAAGUUUGUUAAAAUUGAUUGUGAACAUUUGUACAGUUUACAAAAGUCCUUGGAAGAGAUCGAGCUAUUAGCAUUAACUGAAGAUGGAGACCUCCGUUUUAGUGCGAUAAAAUGUAAUGAAGAAUAUUUAAGAAGUAAUACAGAAAUUAAUAGUUUACGAUACAUUGGAAAUACAAGAAAAGAAGAAAAUAAAUCUGCUAAUAAAGUUCCAGAAAAACAAGUACCCAAACAAGUGGAUUUCUCUUCAAAAGAUAAAACCAAUAAUUUGAUAAAUAAUAAAGCUGAAAAAGAUGAGGCACCAAAAGCUGAAAGGAAGUCUAUAGAAUCCAAAACAGAAGCUGAGAGAAGUCAAAGUAUAGAAAAGAAAGUUUCUCCUAAAAACAAUGCUAAAGAUACUUCAAAAAUUAAUAAUAAAGUAUCAAAAAAGCCAGUACAAUCAAAGAAGUCAGGUUUUAACAAUCUUUUUGGAAAAGUUCAAAGUAAACCUCAACCAUUGGAGAAUUUGAAAGAAGAUUCUGAUGAUAGUAAAAGUGAAAACAAAGAAGCGUUGCAGCUUUCAAACAAAAAAGAUGAUACAAAAAAUGAGCAAGAGAAAGAGAAGAGCCAAGGAACUGAAAGUUCAGAGAAAGAAAAUGAAAUUCAGCAGUCUGAGGUGAAAUCUAAAGAAAAUAAAAUUCAGCAAUUUGAGGUGAAAUCUAAAGCUAUGAUCAAGACUAAAAUUGAAGAAACCAAGUCAAGAAGUAAGAAAGAUGCACGAGGGAAAAAAAGAAAUAGAAGUCAAGAAAAAGAUACAGCCUCUAAGCGAAAAAGGAUUGUUGUAAUGGAUUCUAGCGAAGAUGAAUCUGACAAAAGUAUAGAUGAUGAAGAGGAGGAACCAAUGGAAGUUGUGGAAGAACCAGUUAAUGUUACUAGAAAAAGAUCUCCUUCUCCUCCAGUUGAAAAACGAGAAAACGGUAAACGAAUGGUAUCAAAAUACAUUGAUAAAACUUAUAAGGAUGAAGAUGGUUUUCUAGUUACUAAAAGAGUACAAGUUUAUGAAGCUGUUAGUGAUAAUGAAGAACCAGAAGUAGUGAAGACAGAAGAACUUAAAAAGGCAAAACCUGCAGAUACUAAAGCUAAAAAGAAACAAACAACAUUAACAAAUUUCUUCAAAAAGUCUUGAUGUUUUAUUUAAUUAUUUUUAAUAUCGUCAAAACAUUUUAAAAUAUCGAAUUUGUAACAUAUAUUGUUUUUUACUGAAUGACAACUCCCAUUUCUAAGUAUAAAUCUAUAUUUCACAUAGUGAGAUUUCUGAUAUAAUACUGGGAGUGCCAGAUAGAUAAGAAACCAAUGAAAUUCAGUGUGAUCACCUGGAUGACAUCAUCAUCUGAUAUGUUAUCAGGAGAGGCUGAGUGAGCUUCUAAAAGUACUGCCCACAUUCUCUAUUAGACUUGCAGUACUGUCAAAUAUGGAUAUUCGCAACGUAUCAAUUUGCCUGUUAAUUUGCUUCAUAAAUACAGUUCAGUUUAAAAUUUCAAAAGCAGAUGUUUGUCAAAUAUGUAUAUGUUCUAUACAAGGUACUAAAUCAUGUUUAUAAAACAAUACUAUGUAACAUAUUUUUUAUACUAAAAUUCCAUAUACUUUUUAAUUUAUUCAUGGUUUUUACUUAACUACAAAUUCAAAAGUUAAUUUAAGUGUAAUGGUAUCAUGAUGAAAUUAUGUAUAUUUUUUAAAAUUUGGAAUAAAACUAUUACACAUACUUUUUUUAUGUUUCAUUGAAUUAACAAUAAAUUUAUCCUGCAUCAAGAUAACAUAAAGGAUUUUUUUUUAAUCUUGUAGUAAUUUAAAUAAGUAUUAUCAAGAAUUUUUUUUUUAUUUCAGAAGAUGCAACUAUUUUUGUUGAUUGCCACAAAACAAAAUUUUCUUCUAUUAAUAUAAUUCGCUUUGGUCUUAUAUCGGUUGAGUACAAUAGAACACUUGCAGCUUUUGAUCUAUCAGAAAACAAUGUCACAUAUUUACCUCCAGACAUGUUUGAAAGUUCACAAAGACUGAGAAUAAUAAAUUUAUCAAACAAUCUUCUUCAAGAAAUUCAUGUAAAUGUAUUUAAAAACUUAAAGGGCUUGGAAAUGCUCAAUUUAUCCAAUAAUAAAAUUAAAACUCUAGAUUCAGCCAUUUUACCAUCACUUAAAAGUUUAGAUUUGAGUAACAACAGUAUUUCAGAUUUAGAUUUCCAGUUUCAUAAAGCUUAUCCAAAAUUAACUGAAUUAAAUUUGUCUUAUAAUAAAUUAGAUGAUUCUAUCAAUGGUACACUCACUUUACUUAGACAAUUAAAACAUUUGGAUCUUUCUCAUAAUAACUUCACUUUAUUGGAUAAUGAAGACUUCAACGUUCUGACAAACUUAAUUUCUUUAAAUUUAAGUCACAAUUCCAUUAAAUUUUUAACAAGACAAAAAUUUCCAGAAAGCUUAAUAGUUUUGAAUGUAGGUUUUAAUUAUUUGAGCACCUUUCCUGCAACUAAUUUAUCUAAGGUGAAAAUACUAAAUAUUGAGUUUAACCAAAUAAGUGAAAUGCCCACUAUUACCAACAAUGAAUUGUGUGACAUGAAGUUUUUAAAUAUAAGUGGAAAUAAACUAGUAAAUUGGCCUAAUUUAAAGGCAACAAAUUUGCAAAUUUUAGAUUUAUCUUAUAAUAAAUUUUCAAGUAUACCUGUAACUUUGAAUAAAGAAAAUUAUCCUACUUUAGAAAAUUUAAUAUUUGAUGGCAAUUUAAUAACUAAAAUCGAGUUUCCUUCAUUAUUAAAUUUGCAUUCAUUGAUAAUGCGUAAUAUGACUUAUGUAGAAAGUAUCGAUAGAAAUUCGUUUGAAAAAUUGAGUACUUCAGCUGAAAAAGAUUGUUUGAAUCUCACUUUGACUGACAAUAAAAAACUAAGAUAUCUUGAUGCUAAAGCUUUUGAUGGGCUUAAUUUAUGCAUGUUGAAUUUAAAAAAUAAUCAGUUCACAUAUUUUAAUCCGAUGCUUUCCAAGUCUGGGUUUAUGAGGACAAAAUUUGGAGUUGACUUGGAGGGCAACCCAUUACACUGCAAUUGUUCAUUGCAAUGGAUGAUUGAUGACUUGGUUCCAUGGUUAUACUUGAUAAAUCCGGAUUUGUUAAAUAAUUUGAGAUGCAUGACACCAGAAAGUUUAAAAGGUAAAAGAAUGGUGCAUUGGUACAUGUGGAAAGAACAAGUUUUGUGCAACAAUACAAGGCUAUAUUCUUCAAGAAUGACUGCUGAAACAUUACAAGUAUUAAGCAGAAAUAAUCCAAUUACUUUGCAAACGAGUAAUGGCAUGCUUAUAGUUCUUGUAUUAGCAGUGAUUACAUUGUUAGUGUUGGUAGUAGUUGGAAUUAUUUAUGCGAAAAAAAUAUCGUCAAGGCGUUCAAGAAUGAAUCGAAGGUUUUAAAAUAAUGGAAUACAUUAGUACAGAGUAGUUUAUAGGUUUUACAUGUAAAAGUAUUAUAAAAAAAUAGAACAAGUUUUUUUAUUUUUGUACAAGAUCUUUUUAUGGUAAAAAAUUGAUUUUUGUAAUCUAAUCUAGUUUGAGUCAUUUGGUAACUCAACCUUUUAGUUAAAAUUUACCCUAAAAAUACAAGUGACAGGCUAUAUGCAUUAUUUAUAAUAGUAGUCGAAUAUUACCCGACCAAAUAAACGUAUGACGCUUGUUAAAUGUAUACGUAAAGUAUUGAAUCAAGUUUUGAUAUUUAUAUAAAAAUAAAUUAAGACAUUCAAGUUCAUUAUAAUACAAUAAAAUUAAAAAGUACUAGAUUUACAUAACUUGCUUGCUGACAUUAUUCAAGUGAAUUUUAUGACCAGUCAUACGAAAGUGACGUAGAAAAACCAUUAUUUGAGUUAUUUGGAAGAAAAUGUUCUUCUCUUAGUUACCCUUUUUACAAUUGUGCUAACUAAAUCACAGUGGUUUUAUACAUGUAUACAGAAGUAUACAUUCACUCUACAUAUUAUUUGACAUAGCGCGCUAGUUACAUUGGCCUCGAAGAGGAUUUUAACUAAGGUAUUAAAUUAGUACGUUGGACGUAAUCACUGUAUUUUUGUACAACUAUAUCGAAACUAGAAUAUUGUUUGACGUGUUUGUCUUUGUGUUACAGCUUUUCUUAUUGUACAGUACUUUUUUUUUUUAUAAAUAUAGCUAAGAAAAAAAUAUCAAUUCUAACUAUAUUACAUCUGUUAGACUCACUGAUAAUAUAUAACAUUUGCUUUCCAUGUUUGGAACUGAAAGAAGGUUUACAAAAUAAAUCAUGAAAUAAAAACUGAGUUUUUACCUAAAAACUUUAUACUGAAAUUGUAGAAAAAUUAAAAUAUUGAACGAGUUUUCCUUAGCUGCAUUUUAACAGAUUUCUUCUAGCCUUUAGUUUUAAAUGAACUUUUUGUAUUGAAAAAUUAAUUUAAACCUCAUCAAUGCGCCAUGGUUUAGAAGCAGUUCGUGUAGGAGGAUUCCUCCUGAUUUCUUCAAGGAAUACCAACAUUUGUUGAUAAUAUCCUGAUUUAUUCCAAGUUUCGUUAUGUGUGCCAUCAAGUAUUUGAAUUUUCCUUUUAAAAGAGCUGCCACAUGCUUCAAAAAGUUCAUCCAUCAUUUUUGGGGGAACUAAUUUGUCUUGUCUUCCAGAAAUAAAAAGUGUAGGUA
Messenger RNA from Nasonia vitripennis (jewel wasp), 5308 nucleotides. RefSeq names its product protein artichoke. Gene Ontology annotation, biological process: DNA synthesis involved in UV-damage excision repair; DNA replication; DNA strand elongation involved in DNA replication. Gene Ontology annotation, molecular function: DNA-directed DNA polymerase activity; protein binding. The record is from RefSeq and is a predicted model, not a curated record. The transcript is spliced from 4 exons. NCBI's taxonomy places the organism in Eukaryota, Metazoa, Arthropoda, Insecta, Hymenoptera, Pteromalidae. Gene Ontology annotation, cellular component: extracellular matrix; nucleus; delta DNA polymerase complex. The coding region runs from base 2660 to 4072 and encodes 470 amino acids.